AUGCGGCUAAUCUGGCUAAGUCCUCGAGACCAGCAGGCGCUGGCCGAGAUCCUGUUCCUCAAUCCGAGCAAGGUUGAGAGCCCCAUCGAGUUCAACGACCGCAUAACUAAGCUGAUCGAAGCGUUGCCCAAUCGCCUCAAGCAGCCUAGCUUCUUUCGCCGUCUACUGGCCUCGACUACUGACAGACUUCCGACCUCACGCCGGAAACGCUCUGAGCGUCGCCGUUGGCCACGUCUGUGCCCGAUCCACAAAGGCCUCAAUGCUUCAUUGGUUCACCAGCUUUUCAUUCUGGUUGGACUUGAGGUCGGACAUCUCAAACGCACUUGUCUACAACAUCUCGACGAUCUAAAGCCUGAACAGGCGGCCUUGAUGAAGCGUCUGUACCGGCUAAGCGCGCUGUGGAUGACGCCUGAGAUGUACAAGGAGGCGUGGCAUGAACCGGCCUCCGAGUCGAUAUGGACGCACCUGGGCAACGAUUGCACAGCGUGCACAUUGAGCAUUUUAGCCGGGAAUCUGGAGACCAUCCUGGAUUUGUUGAGCGCAGUGGUCAGUCGAUGUCACGACAGCGAAGAGAGAAGCAAGCCGAGAUUGUAUUCAUGGUUAAGAGCGUGGCUGCGAGUACACUCACCGAAUUGGAUUGGUCCAGUGCGGCGAGGGCGGUUCAACAAGAUGGCGCCCGAGGCGGAGAGACGGGGAAGCGACUUCAAAGAGUGGCGACGACGUCGUCGGCGUCGUAGUCGGGACCUGAAGGCGGAGGAGUGUCUGAUGGUGGCUGAUGAGCAACAGCAACCUGCUCUUACUACGUUGCCUCGCGCUCAGGAUUCCGACCCAGUCGACGAGAGCCACGCACACAACGAAGCCCCGGAUCUCUCCCGGCAGCAAUCCAACACCAGCUACAGCAGCAAUACCAGCACGUCUAGCGACGAGAGCUUCGAAAGUAUCAGCGACCUCGAGACUGUCGACCUCACCGCCUCGAUUCGCAGCACCGCUUUCCCGCCCGAUGUGAGCAAUCGCCAUAGCCAACAGGAACAGCAGCAGUACGAGCCACCUCGUGCGAACUGGGCAGCCAAGCCUCCCUUCACGGGCAGCUCCGCUACCGCUGCACAACAUCUCCGCACAGUAACAGCACCUUCGGGACCCUUCAAUGGCUAUGCUAAUGCUGAAGGCGAGCAAGAACCGGCAGCGGCAUCUCAACCACCUCCUCGACCUCCACCACCAGAGCGCAAACGCACCGCCGAUGAAGCCGCACUGUCUUACGCAAACAUCCUGGACCAUGCGAAUCCGUUCGCGGAGAGUAAUUUCACGGUCGUCCCAGCCAAAAGCUCGCCACCAGAGCCGAUGACAGCACGUAUGGCGCCUCCACGUCCCUCCACCAACGGUCGAAGUCAAAGCGAAAGUCACGACUCCGGCUACGAAUCCGACGCCUGGACUGACGCCAAGCCACCCAGUAGUGUCAGCACAAUGAUGGGGUAUAGGGUCGGGUCCUGGCUACAGAACGUGGACUCCUCGUCGGUGAUUGAGCAGUUCGCAGAUGACGCUGGUGAGCUACGACGGCAGCAGCAGCAGCAACAGAGGUUUGUGCUCAACGAUGCACCGUUUGUGCCGCCGACGAGAAAUCCUUCGCGAGUAAAGCCAUCAGCAGAGGGCGGUGAUCUGCCACUGCGACGACAUGGUAGUUCGGACACCGCUAGGAGAUCCGUGGACCACACACUACCACAACAGCUUGCUCAUCCUCCUCUAUCACAACUCCCACCAUCCCAACAAUGGGCCAACCUGACACGCUCCGCCACCACUCCAUCUUUACCGACUGCUGACCAGCGUUCCACCACGAGCACGACGACAACAUCAAGGACACCCCACCGUCGCCCUUCUUCUCGACAAGUAGCGGACGAUCUUCCACGCCCUCGUCCGACCGAGCAUCCUCUAAUUCGGGCAAAUCGCCACCUUCCGCCACCGCACGCUAGCGGACCUGACACACGGGUGCCUUCGGUGCCGGUGCUUGCCGAGCGUCCUAGGGAUACCGUGUCGUCUGUGUCAGCCUCGAGCACAAACGACGAGCGUGAGAUCCACCCAGCGUUACGAACACGUCAGCACCAGCGGACUCUCGCACAGCUCGUGGGCAACUACGACCCCAACAGCGGCAGCGACCAGACGCAGUGGUCAACCCACUGGCGCGACGAAGUUGAGAACCGGCCAGGCAACGAGUUCUACAGGGCACGCAUGGAACGGGAGAGGAGGGAGAGGGCUGGUGUCAGGGGGCUACGACGUUCGUCUGUUGUAGCGCCUUAUGGCAGAUUGGACAGCGAGUAG
This is a messenger RNA of Cyphellophora attinorum, 2310 nucleotides long. RefSeq lists its product as uncharacterized. The record is from RefSeq and is a predicted model, not a curated record. NCBI's taxonomy places the organism in Eukaryota, Fungi, Ascomycota, Eurotiomycetes, Chaetothyriales, Cyphellophoraceae. The transcript has a single exon. The coding region runs from base 1 to 2310 and encodes 769 amino acids.